UCACUGACUAGUCUAGCAGUCUAGACUAAGAUCCACCAUGACAGUCUAAUAACUAGGGGCCUUCGAUGGGAAGUUUUACCUAAAUUACUGGGCCACGGUUGUGGCCACUGAUUUUAUAGUUAAUUGAAUUCUAGACUAGACUUACGUCUAACUUACAGUGAUGUCCUCAAACUUCAAUCAGACUACAGAUAUCAAUGAUAGUUAUUGAUAGUAUGUGAUAGUGAUAAAUGUCACGUGAGAAAACUGUCUAAGAUCAGAGUACAGACAGUAUGAUAAUGAGUAUGGAGAUAGACCGUGCAAUGCUCAGAAUGCUGAUUUAAUGGUGGCCUACUCAACCCGAGGCGGCUUAAAGCAAAAACAAAAACAAACGCAGCAGUAAUCAGAGACUUGCUAUUUUCUGACGACUGUGCCCUAAAUGCCUGCUCUGAAAACGAUCUGCAGAGCAUCGUCAGUGACUUCUCAAGAGCAUGCUCAGACUUCGGCCUUACCAUCAAUAUGAACAAGACUGAAGUCUUAUAUCUACCUGCUCCUGGGAAAGCCUACUUGGAUCCAAGCAUCACUAUAAAUGGACAGGAUAUAAACGCAGUGGACAAAUUCACAUAUUUUGGCAGCACACUCUCCAGGAAUGGAAAAAUCGAUAGUGAAAUCGACCUGCGUAUCGCCAAGGCCAGUGCAUCCUACGGCAGAUUGUCUAUAAAUGUCUGGAACAGACGUGGUAUCUCCACAAACACCAAGCUAGGGGUCUAUAGAGCCGUCAUCCUCCCUACAUUGCUAUAUGCCUCAGAAACAUGGACAGUGUACAGUAAACAUGCAAAGAAACUAAACCACUUCCACAUGACAUGUCUGAGAAAAAUACUAAAUGUCAAAUGGCAAGACAAAAUACCAGAGUGUGUCUGCAAAGCAUCCACACAAUCCUGAUGCAGUCCCAGCUGCGAUGGGCAGGUCACGUCUACAGAAUGGAAGACCACCGCAUCCCUAAACGACUCCUGUAUGGCCAACUAAGCGAAGGAAAGCGCUCGCAAGGUGGUCAAAGAAAGCGCUUCAGGGACACCCUCAAUGCUUCUCUGAAGGCGUUCAGCAUAGACCCAGGCACCUGGGAGACAGAGGCACAUGACAGAGCAUCAUGGCGUCGCGCUGUGAAAACUGGCGCACAGGUUGCUGGGGAAAAAAGAACAAUGCUGGCAGAAGAAAAACGCCAGAAAAGAAAAGCAAGGCCCACGACACUAGCUCCAGCUGGAAUAACCUGCCCAGUGUACGGCCGAACAUUCCGGGCUCACAUAGGUCUCACCAGCCACAUGAGGAGGCAUAAAACCCCAGUGCAAAGCCCUCAGCCCCCUGGAUGACAAAGUGGUCAUCAUCGAACCACGAUGGACGAACUAUAAGUUGCAAUCUGUCUUGGUAAGCAGUAUUGAAGUUAGGGUGAUAGCUUUUUUGGUCACAAUAAUUUAAUUUGAAAAUUAAAGAAAUUUUUUUUGCUUUAGUAGACAGAUUUAUAAUCAUUAAACAUUGUUUUAAAUGUCUAAAAGAUUAAUUAAAACUUGUAAAACUGUUGUGAAAUUAUUUUCACUGUUAUCAGUAUUUUUUAUUCCUAGAUUUAUCACUGCUUUUAGUUUCCUAUAUAAUCGUUGUGUUACUAUUCAAAUGUUGUAU
Molecule: messenger RNA, 1650 nt
Organism: Biomphalaria glabrata
Lineage: Eukaryota; Metazoa; Mollusca; Gastropoda; Planorbidae
Exons: 2
Coding region: 840-1343 (167 amino acids)
Source: RefSeq, a predicted model, not a curated record